AAUAACUAGUUCACAUACGAGUCUCCCGACCCAUCUCGAGGUGAGAUAGUGAGCAAGACGAUGAGUCUGGUGCUGUGUGAGUUAUCUCAGCUGGUAACGGGAUUCACCUACUGCUACGAGAACGAGAUGAGUCAUUGGUGUAAUAAAUCCCCUCCAGUACUAAACGAGCUCGGCCCGGCAUUCAAGAGGGUUUAUAAUUUACUACAGAGUUUUGUCAAGUUAAUAAAGGAUUUUGAAUCCAUAAGAGACUCCUAUACACAUCUUAGUCGAGACACCAAAAUCAAUAUACAGAGAUCUGUCAAGACCAAGAAAGCUAGUCUAGGCAAGUAUAGUUUUCUCUGUAGUAUAAUACUUAUCAUCAGAAUGGCACUGGUGGGCACUGUCAGCUAGACUAAAAUAAAGUUA
Saccostrea cuccullata (small rock oyster) is the source of this 405-nucleotide messenger RNA. RefSeq lists its product as uncharacterized. Gene Ontology annotation, cellular component: HAUS complex. Gene Ontology annotation, molecular function: microtubule minus-end binding. The coding region runs from base 61 to 390 and encodes 109 amino acids. The record is from RefSeq and is a predicted model, not a curated record. The transcript has 2 exons. Gene Ontology annotation, biological process: spindle assembly; centrosome cycle. Lineage: Eukaryota; Metazoa; Mollusca; Bivalvia; Ostreida; Ostreidae.